GGCCCCGCCCCUCUGGCCGCCCAUAUAGCAUAUUUCUGGCUCGCGCGCGCACCAUUGUGUGGCUGGACUCGGCCGCUGCUGUGGUGUGAGGCGCGUGUUCGGACUCUCGCCGUCCCCGCACCCGCACCGCGGCUCCCGUCUUGCGGUCUAGUGCUCGGUAGCCAGCCCUUGGGUCCUCUGCCAGCCACGGACAUGCCGCGCGUCUACAUAGGACGCCUGAGCUACAACGUCCGGGAGAAGGACAUCCAGCGCUUUUUCAGUGGCUAUGGCCGCCUCCUCGAAGUAGACCUCAAAAAUGGGUACGGCUUCGUGGAGUUCGAGGACUCCCGCGACGCCGACGACGCCGUUUACGAACUGAACGGCAAGGAGCUCUGCGGCGAGCGCGUGAUCGUGGAGCACGCCCGGGGCCCGCGCCGCGAUCGCGACGGCUACAGCUACGGAAGCCGCAGUGGUGGAGGUGGAUACAGCAGUCGGAGAACUUCUGGCAGAGACAAAUAUGGACCACCUGUUCGUACAGAGUACAGGCUUAUUGUAGAAAACCUUUCUAGUCGUUGCAGUUGGCAAGAUUUAAAGGAUUUUAUGCGACAAGCAGGUGAAGUAACCUAUGCGGAUGCUCAUAAAGAACGCACAAAUGAGGGCGUAAUUGAGUUUCGCUCCUACUCUGACAUGAAGCGUGCUUUGGACAGACUGGAUGGUACCGAAAUAAAUGGCAGAAACAUUAGGCUUAUUGAAGAUAAGCCACGCACAAGCCAUAGACGGUCUUAUUCUGGAAGCAGAUCUAGGUCUCGAUCUAGAAGAAGGUCACGAAGUAGGAGUCGCAGGAGCAGCCGCAGUAGAUCUCGGAGUAUCUCGAAAAGUCGCUCCCGAUCCAGGUCGCGGAGCAAAGGUCGAUCACGUUCUCGAUCAAAAGGGAGGAAAUCUAGGUCAAAGAGCAAGUCUAAGCCCAAGUCUGAUCGGGGCUCCCGGUCUCGUUCCCGAAGCAGAUCUAAGGAGUAUGAGAAAUCUCGAAGCAGGUCUCGGUCACGGUCUCGAUCCCCCAAAGAAAAUGGAAAAGGUGAUAUAAAGUCAAAAUCCAGAUCAAGGAGCCAGUCUCAUUCCAAUUCACCCCUUCCUGUUCCACCCUCAAAGGCUCGUUCUGUGUCCCCUCCACCAAAAAGAGCUACUUCAAGAUCCCGUUCUAGAUCUCGCUCAAAGUCAAGAUCAAGGUCCAGAUCGAGUUCCAGAGAUUAACCCAGAACUCUACAUUCUUUGCACACUAUUACAGAACACUUUCCUACUUGCUUAGGCAGUUACUCUUCCAUGUUUAUACUUGGCCUCUUCUGCAAGAAGAAUCUCUUGAAAACAGGGGCACAGAGAAAUUUGAUUUGUGGCCAAAUUUGAUGAAAAAGAUAAGGUUCUAAGGAAUGGUGGCAUGAAGUCAGAGACCCUCUCCCUUCUUUGUAGAAUUAAGAUAACUUUGAUUUUAUAGCUUUUGAGCUAAAAUAACUUUUGUAAAGAUUAAGCUCAUUUAGAUUUUUUUUUUUUUUAAGUAUUUCAGCAGGAUCUGCUGCAGGGGUUUUUUUUGUUGUUUUAUUCGUUUGCUUAUUUUUAAAUUAACCGUUUCAAGCUUUGAAUACUUAAGGCUUUAGAGGGAGAACCCAAUUUUCAAUUAUGUUGGCUUUUUAUAAAGCUUGAGUUAUGUAAGAUUUAAAUAAAAGUUUGCUACCAAGAUGAUUGCCUUAUUUGAAUAGGUCACUAUUAAAUUCCUUUAAAUGUUGAUAUCUGCUAUUUGUGGAAACAGUGUAAAUUCUACUUAAGUGUAAAACAAGGCAAGCCUCAGACCAGCAAUAAAUUAUUAAGUUUGGAUAACAUUAUUUUGUGCUGUUACUCAAAUUUGCCAAAGUCUUUAUCUGCCCCUUUAACAAGCUGGGUUAAAAAUAAAAUAUUUUGUAGUCAA
Propithecus coquereli (Coquerel's sifaka) is the source of this 1936-nucleotide messenger RNA. It is a transcript of the gene SRSF6, whose product is annotated as serine/arginine-rich splicing factor 6. NCBI's taxonomy places the organism in Eukaryota, Metazoa, Chordata, Mammalia, Primates, Indriidae. The record is from RefSeq and is a predicted model, not a curated record. The transcript has 6 exons. Bases 193 to 1230 code for a protein of 345 amino acids. Gene Ontology annotation, molecular function: mRNA binding. Gene Ontology annotation, biological process: alternative mRNA splicing, via spliceosome; mRNA splice site recognition. Gene Ontology annotation, cellular component: ribonucleoprotein complex; cytoplasm; nucleus.